CGCCGAGUAAGCGCUUAAUUAACGAUAUUGUGAUUUAGGAAAAAUCUUAUCAGCUAUCAUUUUUGCAGGAGUUUGCAGCAAAACCACCUAGAAUUUAUUUUAGUAAUUAUUCUUAUUUUUUAAAUACAAUGUUCAGUUCAAAUGCAAGGAAUCUUAUGCGCAGCAGCUUGAUCAACCGCUGCAAGAGCACCUUGGUGUUUGCUGAGCAUAACAAUGGAGCAUUAAAUCCAAUUACAUUAAACACUAUCUCAGCUGCGAAAAAGAUCGGAGGUGAUGUCACAGUGUUGGUAGCUGGCACCAAAUGUGGUCCGGCAUCUGAAGCUGUUGCCAAGGUCGAAGGUGUUGCGAAAGUGUUGGUGGCAGAGAAUGCUGCUUUCAAUGGUUUCACUCCUGAGGCCAUAACUCCCCUAGUGCUGGCAGCUCAAUCUCAAUUCAAGUUCACACAUAUUUUGGCAGGCGCCACCGCUUUUGGAAAGAAUGUGCUACCACGCGUAGCAUCUAAAUUGGAUGUGUCGCCUAUUUCUGAAAUCAUCGAUGUAAAGAGCGAAGACACCUUCGUGCGCACCAUUUAUGCUGGUAACGCCAUAUUGACUCUACGUUCCAAGGAUCCCGUUAAAGUGAUAACCGUACGUGGUACUAAUUUCGCACCUGUCGCAGCUACUGGUGGCAGCGGCGCCAUUGAACAGGCACCAGCCGGUGAUUAUGCCUCUCAAUUGAGUGAAUUUGUGUCGCAAGAACUUACCAAAUCCGACCGUCCAGAGUUGACUAGUGCCAAAGUGAUUAUAUCCGGCGGACGUGGUCUGAAAUCGGGCGAUAACUUCAAGUUACUCUAUGAUCUGGCUGACAAAUUUGGUGCUGCUGUAGGUGCUUCUCGUGCCGCCGUUGAUGCUGGUUACGUGCCCAACGAUCUGCAAAUUGGUCAAACUGGCAAAAUUGUUGCGCCCGAAUUAUAUAUUGCUGUUGGCAUCUCAGGCGCCAUCCAACAUUUGGCAGGCAUGAAGGACUCCAAGACAAUAGUGGCCAUAAACAAAGAUCCCGAAGCACCAAUCUUCCAGGUGGCAGAUAUUGGUUUGGUCGCGGAUCUUUUCAAAGCUGUACCAGAAUUAACCGAGAAAUUGUGAGGCUACAACGUCGGCAUUCGUCGUCCGAAAUAAACCGCAGUGCAUUUAUUUUAUUUGAUUUUCGUAACAAAAGUCUACCAACAAUUACUUUAUAAUUGGUUGCAAUUUAAUACUUUUUUAUUUGUAUACACCAUGUAUGUGUUAGUUCGCAUUCCGCGCAUCAUGUAGAAUCCUACCACUACCCAAGAAAUACUUUUUGUUUAAGAAUAAAAUUGCUAAACUUUUAUAAUAUCUAAA
Messenger RNA from Zeugodacus cucurbitae (melon fly), 1358 nucleotides. It is a transcript of the gene wal, whose product is annotated as electron transfer flavoprotein subunit alpha, mitochondrial. NCBI's taxonomy places the organism in Eukaryota, Metazoa, Arthropoda, Insecta, Diptera, Tephritidae. The record is from RefSeq and is a predicted model, not a curated record. The coding region runs from base 129 to 1121 and encodes 330 amino acids. Gene Ontology annotation, molecular function: electron transfer activity; flavin adenine dinucleotide binding. Gene Ontology annotation, cellular component: mitochondrion. The transcript is spliced from 3 exons.